Eriocheir sinensis (Chinese mitten crab) is the source of this 1432-nucleotide messenger RNA. RefSeq names its product cofilin/actin-depolymerizing factor homolog (gene tsr). Gene Ontology annotation, biological process: actin filament fragmentation; actin filament severing; cell motility. Gene Ontology annotation, cellular component: cytoplasm; actin cortical patch; actin cytoskeleton. Gene Ontology annotation, molecular function: actin filament binding. The transcript has 5 exons. The coding region runs from base 163 to 606 and encodes 147 amino acids. NCBI's taxonomy places the organism in Eukaryota, Metazoa, Arthropoda, Malacostraca, Decapoda, Varunidae. The record is from RefSeq and is a predicted model, not a curated record.
GGAGUUGGACCAAUGAAGAGGCGCGGUGUAAGCCUGGUUAGGGCGUGGGGGCUGCGGAGGAAGACAUGACGUCACGCCCAACACUACGCCCCUUGAAGCCUUGUGGUGGCGCGGUGUGUAGUCUGCCCUGAGCUGUGUCAAUUUGGUGUUGCCUAAAGCAGAAUGGCCUCCGGAGUUAAAGUAUCGGAUGAGAUCCAACAAGCAUACACAGACAUCAAAAAGAGCAAGAAGUAUAGGUACAUAAUCUUCCACAUAAAGGAUGAUAAAGAAAUAUGCAUCGAGACGUACGGAGAUAGAGACGCGUCGUACGAUGACUACUUGCAACACCUGAGUAAUGUUGGGCCAGAGCAGUGCCGCUACGGCCUCUAUGACUUCGAGUAUGAGCACGCUUGCCAGGGAACCUCAGACACAAAGAAGCAGAAGCUGUUUUUGAUGUCAUGGUGCCCAGACACAGCCAAGAUUAAGAAGAAGAUGCUUUACUCAUCCAGCUUUGAUGCCCUUAAACAAGCUCUAGAAGGUGUUGGCAAAUAUAUCCAGGCUACGGACAUGGCUGAGGCAUCCUACGAGUGCGUGUUGGAAAAAUGCCGCUCUACAGACCGUUCCUAAGCUUGCGAUGGGAGGCCCCUCACCAGACAGCAGCCUUUGCCCCUGUCACUUUUCUCAAGAACCCAGCAGGAAACCGGGGUGUGUCCCGGCGCGGUGAGGGGCCCACCGGCAGCAGCGAUCCCGUAGCUGCUGCCGCCCUAGUCAUGCCCGGGCCACCACUGUUAUCAUGCUAUCCACGCAGCAUCAGGAGGGGACUCAUUGUUUUAUACUUGUGAUUUAUUAUUUUGAUUAUUAAAUUGGCUGGUAUGUGGCAGGGUGGCAGCAGCUGUGCACUGAUCAAGCUGUAGCUUAUGGUGGCUGGCCUGUGCCUCCCCAAUGGAGGCCAGGCAAGUCUGGCAUUCCACUCACUAUAGACUCCAGUGUCAUCGGGGCCGCCUAUAGGAAAGGUCUGCUGGGGCCCUGUGCCUCCAGCAGCAGCGGAGAGCCUGGCCACAGCUCGCCUGUGGCCGCCUCCCUGGCCCGGCUGGGAUGCCUUAUGAGCUGCCCCUUGAACACUGUAACAGUGUCACCCGCCGCCACGAGCCGGCCCUGGCAAGUUUAGUAUUACAUGAAGCUCUUCCAUUUGUAUGUUAUGUCAUAUCACAAAUAAGGGAAUAUCAGUCUUCUACUUCCAGUUUUCAUUAAGUAUAAUUAGCUUUAUAUAUAACUAAAAUCAUGGUUUUAGCCCUUUACAACAUUGGCUGAAACCACAUUUUGUAAUUGAAACUGCUCAAAAUCUUGUGUUGCAUCAGCUGUUGCCCAUAAGGAAUCUACCAUUACUUAAAAGGGUUUUUGUAUGAUUUAUUGUAGGAUCAUGUCAACUUAUCUAAUAAAUUUCUUUUUAAUG